Molecule: messenger RNA, 2428 nt
Organism: Dermatophagoides pteronyssinus (European house dust mite)
Lineage: Eukaryota; Metazoa; Arthropoda; Arachnida; Sarcoptiformes; Pyroglyphidae
Product: potassium voltage-gated channel subfamily KQT member 3-like
Biological process (GO): potassium ion transmembrane transport
Cellular component (GO): voltage-gated potassium channel complex; membrane
Molecular function (GO): voltage-gated potassium channel activity
Source: RefSeq, a predicted model, not a curated record
ACACGAACAAAAGAUUGUCAUUUCGGUUAAUUUACAAUCAUUAAGAUUCAGCACUGAUCGAUUAAUAUUUUCUACUGUCAUCGAGAAAAGAUUGUAAAAAACGCUUCAUCGUUGGAAUCUAGAAAAAAAAACUUCAAAUAAUGUCGAAAUCUGUUGAGCGUGAGUUGAAAUCUAUUGAUUCAAGAAUGUUAUAUCAACCUAAGCAAAACAUCACAUCAGAGCCGGUUUUAUUGAACGCUGUACGGACUACAGAAUUGAUCGAUUCACCACUUACAACUAAUCAAUCUCCGGAUCAGACUAACGCUCCUCCAGGUAAUUCUGAAUCGCCAAAUGUCGAAGCCAACGCAGAAGAUUCAGCAACCGAACCGAAACAAGAAAACACUGCCCAUAAAGUUGAUACUCCUGAUACAAAAUGUGUCGAUGGAGAGGAAUCCUUUCCACGUACAGCUCAAUUGUCAAUACCACCAUCAUUGCUUUCAAAUCAACAAUCAGGUACUACGGAAGAUAACGGGCAAUCUGUAGUGGUAAAUAUCAGUCCACGAGGAAGCACAGUACAAGAAAAGAAACAUUUAUCUCAGAUAUUGCACGAUGUGCAAAUGAUGCGUAAAUUACGCCGUCGAAAGGAUUCAUUUGCAACCGAAGGUUCGUUUGAUGAUCAAAUGGAACGAACAAAAGAUAUAUCACAGCGAUUUGAUAAGAUGGAACGAUCAAAACGACUUUUGUUCAAAUAUCAGGUGUAUGAAUUUUUUAAAAAACCAUCAACAUUGUGGGCCACCAUCUACCAUGUACUUGCAUUCAUUUUGGUUAUGUCAUGCUUAAUCGUUUCAAUAUUUCCACAAGUCGAUUCACCAUAUCUUGAUGAAAUGGGAGGCAAGUGGAAAGUGUUGGAUCACCUGGAAAAAAUUGUGGUCAUUUGGUUUUCUAUUGAAUAUAUGCUUCGACUGUGGUCUUCUGAAUGUAGGCCUAAAUAUUGUGGCUUGCGUGGAAAAUGGAAUUUUGUCAAAUCGCCGGCACAUCUUUUAGAUUUGACUGUAAUCAUCCUGUCUGCAUGGGUUAUGGUUUAUCCACAUGAAGGUCACGAAGUAUUUGCGUUUCGUGCUUUUCGAGGAUUUCAUCGUUUCUUUCAGGUGGUACAGAUUAUGAUUACUGAACGUCAAUUACGGCCAUGGAAAAUAUUUUUAUCUGUUCUUUAUGAUCAACGUGAACAAUUGAUGAUCAUUUUUUACAUGGAAAUCAUCAUUUUUUCAUUGUUAGCCUAUUUGGGUUUUUUGGUUGAACAUCAAAGUAAUGAUAUGUUAGAUUCAAUGGCUGAAGCUGUCUGGUGGAGUAUUGUAACGAUGACUACCGUCGGAUAUGGUGAUAAAGUUCCGAUAUCAUGGCGCGGAAAAACUAUCUCGGCGAUAUUCAUUCUUUUCGGAUUUUGUAUGUUUGCUUUACCGGCUGGCAUAAUCGGUGCGGGUUUGGCAUUGAAAUUGGAACAAGUUGAACAAAGCCGACAACGUCGACGUAAAGUAGAUGCUGCUGCUCGUGUUAUACAGCGUGCAUGGAAUUGUCAUCACGAUAUUGAUUCGUAUCAGAAAUUGACUUCCUUCUUCACUCAACAAACGGGUGAUCAUUAUAAAUCUCGUGUUCUUGAAAACAUAAGUCAUGCAUUCAUUUCGUUGGUUCGAUUUCAGGUGGCAAAAAGUCAAUUCAAACAGCUGGCUCGUACACCCAAUCUACGUAAUGUGAUCGAAUCUUAUAAAUAUGGUCAAAUGGAUAUUUUCGCUCGACUUAAGCAUUUGGAUGAUAAUUUGGACAAAAUAAUGAACCGUGUGGCGAAAGCAGAAACUGAACGAUUCGAAGCGAUCAAACGUUUAACCAAUCAUUUACAGCUGCCGGACGGAGCAACACCAUCAGCAUCGAGCGAUACAUUCAUACAAACUAAUGAUGGAUCCUAUUUGAUCAAUACGGUUAGCGGAUGUUUCAAUCAAAAUUUACAAUUCGAUUCAACAAAAUCACAAUACACGGAUUUGAUUUUCUUGCCCAGAAAAAACCCACAACGACAGGACAAGAGAAUGGAGAUGGACAGCGGAUCGAUACGAACCCGAUCGUUGGUUAAUCCAGCUUCAUCAACGGAUCGUGAUUCAACCAUACCAUUUAUGGAUGGAUGGACAGAAUCAGCAGAACCGACAUCCAAAACAACAAUAAACGAUGAUGGUCAUCAAAAAUCCCCACUUCGAAGACGUCGAUUAUCAUCAUCAGAAUCAUCAUCAUCAAAACAAGACAACCGAAGACAUUCAAAAUAACCAACAUAUUACCAAACUUUAAUAGAAAAAUAAUUAAGCAAUAUAAAAAAGAAAAUUCAUUGUUUUAUUUCCAAAAGAUUUAUCAAGAAACUCUGAAAAAUAUUUUAAAUAAAAUUAAACAAAUGAUGAGGUCGAUGUGA